Spea bombifrons (plains spadefoot toad) is the source of this 1280-nucleotide messenger RNA. RefSeq names its product interleukin 34 (gene IL34). The coding region runs from base 299 to 865 and encodes 188 amino acids. The record is from RefSeq and is a predicted model, not a curated record. Gene Ontology annotation, biological process: positive regulation of cell population proliferation; positive regulation of macrophage differentiation; positive regulation of protein phosphorylation. Lineage: Eukaryota; Metazoa; Chordata; Amphibia; Anura; Pelobatidae. The transcript has 6 exons. Gene Ontology annotation, molecular function: macrophage colony-stimulating factor receptor binding; cytokine activity.
GACCCCAUAUCUAACCCUCCUCUCGACAAGAAACAUCCAGACAGCAAAGGCAUCCGUCUCAUAGUCUGCACCAGGCCAUCUGCUUGUUCAUCUCAAAAAGUGCCUGAGAAACGACCCAAGGGAAAGGCCAGAAGCUGAGUCAGAGGGUUGACCCAUCAUCUCCGUAAUUCUCAAUCCAACAGAGGAAAAUACUAACAAAGCCUCGUCUAUCAAAGUGUACAGUCUGGAAUGCCUAAGCAAAUCAUAUAAAGUGUCUGCCCCUACAUACUCCCAAAGACAGCUCUAAAACAUAAACGUUAUGUGGAAGAGGACCAUGUGGACAGCGGCAGUGGGGCUUUUUUAUACACUUGCGCUGGCGAGAGCUGCUUUGGUACCAAAUGAAUGUCAAAUCACAAAAGCAUUGAAUGGCAAACUAUUAUACGAUAAGCGGCUGAUGUACAUGAGCGACUACUUCCCGCUAGAUUACAAGCUGUUUGUGAAACAUGAAGAGGUGCUGCGCUUCCAGAACAUCACAAGUCUGAUGAACCAAGGCAUUCCUGUAAAAGAGCUCCGUUACCUUUGGGGGAUCAUAAAUGAACGCGUACUCGUCAGGAUGAAGGCUGUUCUGCCAGGCAGGCAUCCCACAUUCAGUUACAUUACUGAACUGCUGGCCAUAUUUAAAGAACUUCUACAGAUUCAACAGGAGGCGGACAACGAGAUUGUUCUCCGUAUUAUGAAAAGACUGAGGCUUCCACAGGAACUCACAUCACAGAAGCCGGUCCGUCCGAAGGCACUGAUGGAUAACUGCUUCAGGGUCCUGUUCGCGCUCUAUGAAGAGGAAUGUGGUCUGUGUAACCCCAGGUCAGAGCCUUUUGAAGACCCCUAGAACUUUCAUAGCUUUUUAACUGCCUUACAAUGGAAUAUGAUCAACAUUUUAUUCAAGCUUUAAAGAGCCUUAGAGUAUGCCUGUGCUCUGCGUUAUACAGAUGUGAAUUUAUAUAAAAUUCUAUACUUUAUGAAUGUAGUAUUCUAAGAAUACAAUAUCAGGUGCUUUAGUUUACAAAGGUCAUCUCCCAAGGCCUACUCAGUACUUCCAAGCCUGAUAUCACUUUACUGUAUGUUGCAAAAAAAAAAAGGGAUAACGAAAUGCAAACUAUGCAAAAAAAAUUGUGAAAAUGUUAAAAUCCAUUACAUUGGAUCAUUAUUUUGUACAAGGAGAUGCUUGUUGUUUAUAUUCUCAGGGUAAUUUACAGUAUGUGAAAUAAAUGGUCCAGGCCUAAAGUGCCACUCACUGUGCUUUA